GAGCGCGUGCGCCUGCGUAGGAGCAAAUGUACGCGCACGCACGUGCGUGUUCUCGCGGUAUUUGGAGAAAUAGGAGCAGGUAGAGAGGAGUUGGGGGAAAGGAACCUCCGAGAUAUACCCAAAGAAGUCACGGCGUCGGCGGCUCGGAGGACGACAACGACGGCGAUUAUUUUUUCGUAUUCUCGCGAGAAUUGGUGGCUAACCUUCUUCCCUCCUCGCUUUCCUACCUUCCUCUCCCCUCCCCCUCCCCCCCAAUCUGGAAGGAGCGCCGUUUCGGUCUGGGAAGUAGGUGGAAAAAGAUGGGAAUCUUGACUUGGGGAACUCACUAGAGAUUUAGGUUGAGGAAGGUGGUGUCCCCUUAGUAGAGGCUCUUGGGUUGGUCACGGGCCUGCGGGAUUUGCUCAGUGAGCGAGGCCCCGGGGCGGGCUGGAAGUGUAGAUAGUAACCCCCUCAGGAAGUUAAGGAAAUAGCAGAUAAAUUCAGUCCCUACUUUCAUUUUGUAGGGACGUGGGACCUUAGUUAGUGGCAAGGCAACCUUGAGGUUUGCUUAAGUACUUUGAGAGACUAGUCUUAGGGGACCCCUUUUUCAAAAACCGUAAAGCGACUAGUAUUUUCCAGAACUUUUCUUUUUCUUUCUUUUUUGGCGUUUGUAACGUUCAACUUCUUACCUACUUACAAUCUAGGGGUUUUGCGUAUUUUUUACGCCUUUAAUCAACCCUUUUGAGCAAUUAGUACCCUAAAAGUGGGAGUUAAUUGAAAGGUGGCUCAACUCAGUUGUAACUCUAUUUGUGAGGCAGCUUUAUCUUACGAUAUUCUGCAUGUAAUUGCAGAAUCAGGUAUUCAUAAAGCAGCCCAAUUUAUCCUCAUGUAAAGAGACAAGGGUGGGUUGAAUGUAGGACAUAAGUCACAAAAAAAGUGGCCCUUCCAUCAUAGGGAGGGGGGCUUGAAGAGUAGAAUUUGGGCUUUUUGGAGGAUUCCUCCCUCUUUUCAAGCACAGUGGAGAAGGAAUGCCAAACCCAGAGAGACAUGGGGGAAAGAAGGAUACGGGAGGUGGGGGGUCUUUGCAUCAAGAUGCAGUGUCCAGCAGUGGGAGCUCAAACAGCAGAGAAAGGCAUCGACUCUCCAAGCAUAAAAGACACAGAUCCAGGCAUUCCAAAGAUUCGCCGUUGGGGUCCCAAGAAGGAGGAGCACCUCUUGGCAGCAUGAUCAAACCAUUGGUAGAAUAUGAUGAUAUCAGCUCUGAUUCUGACACUUUCUCAGAUGAAGCCGUCCUCAAGUUGGAACGUAGAGAAAAUGAUGAGAGGAAAGGGACAUCAGACAGGAGUGAUCGACUACAUAGACGUCAUCAUCAACACAGGCGUGUCCGUGAGUUGAUAAAAAGUAAGCUGGGAGACAAGGAGAAGAGAAUGGAGAAAAACCAAGAGUCCUCAGGCAAGUUGAGUUCUAGUAAAGAUAGACUAUCUGGUACUUCCAAAAGGGUUCAUGAGGAGAAUGAUGACCAUUCAUCUAAAUCAUUCAAGAGCAGUAGCAAAGAGUCCCGUUCAGCCAAACUGCAUAAGGAGAAGUCUAGGAAAGAACGGGAGGUAAAAUCUGGUCACAAGGAUCACAGUAAAAGUCAUCGGAAAAGAGAUGCCCCCAAAAGUUACAAGUCAUUGGACAGUCCAAAGCGGAAAUCCAGAAGUCCACACCGUAAGUGGUCCGAUAGUCCCAAACAAGAUGACAGUCCUUCAGGAGCAUCCUACACACAGGACUAUGACAACAGCCCUCCACGAUCACAUACAUCCAGUAACUAUGAUUCAUAUAAGAAGAGUCCUAGUGUAUCCUCACGACGACCAUCAGUCAGCCCUCCAUAUAAGGAACCUGCUGCCUACCAAUCCAGUAUGCGUUCUCCCAGCCCUUAUGGCAAGAGACAGCAGUCAGUCAGUCCAUACAGCAGGAGGCGUUCAUCCAGCUAUGAAAGAGGGAGUGGAUCAUACAGUGGAAGAUCUCCCAGCCCAUUCAAUCGAAGGCGCUCCAGCAGUCCUUUUGUUUCCAAGCGGUCUCUGAGCCGUAGUCCUGUUUCCAGGAAGCCCAUGAAAUCUCGAAGCAGAAGUCCCUCUUAUUCAAGACAUUCUUCAUCUCAUAACAAAAAGCAGAGAACUGGAUCUCGCAGUCGCCAUUCCAGUAUCUCACCUGCUCGGCUACCACUGACCUCCAGUUUAGGAGCUGAGCUGAGUAGGAAGAAAAAGGAGAGGGCUGCAGCUGCAGCUGCUGCAGCAAAAAUUGAUGGAAAGGAGAUCAAGGACUCAUCUAGCUUGGUGUCUAGAAAAGAAAAUAACUUAGCUGAAGUAAAAGAGUCUAUAAUGGAUGUCAGGAAGGCCAAAAUGGCUAAGCCUGAAAAAUGUCCUCAUGAUCUGGUGACAGUAAAUACUCUACAACACAAUGCAGAGAUAAAAACAACUCCUGAGCCUGUCAAAACAAAGACAGUAGAAAAUUCUGAAAAGAAACGACCUGUUUUGGUUAAAGACUCGAAAACUGUGGGAACAAAAGAUACGAAACUUGUUAUAGCAAAGGAGGAAAUUGUGACUCCAAAAGAAAUAGAGACAUCUGAGCAGGAGGUCCAACCACCUUUGCCUUCUAUAAAAUCACUCCCUCCUUUACCAACAUCAUCCCCACCUCCUCAGAUUCCUCCACCAUUGCCCCCUUUGCCUCCAUUGCCAGUUGUUCCCCCUCUGCCAUCUGCCCAGUCAUCCACCAUUCACAGCCCUGCUUUAGUUCCUCUGCCAUUUUCUGCCCAUUCUAAAACAUCCUUGACUUCUCAGGCUAACUCCCAGUCCACCAUGCAAUCCUCAAAGGGACAUGGUUCUCUGACCAUAGCUGUUCCUCAUCUGAAAACGUCAACGUUGCCUCCACUCCCUUUGCCACCAAUCUUGCCUGGGGAAGAUGAGUUGGAAAGUCCAAAGGAGAUUGUUCUUCUGAAGUCUGUGAAGAAAGAGAAAGAACAGAGACCACGACACUUGCUUACAGACCUCCCACUUCCUCCGGAGCUUCCUGGUGGAGACCCUUCACCGCCGGAGUCUCCAGAACCAAAGGCAGCCACACCACCUCAGCAAUCAUUAAGAAAGAGACCAAAAAUCUGUUGCCCUCGUUAUGGCGAAAGGAGACAGACAGAAAGUGAUUGGGGAAAGCGCUGUGUGGACAAAUUUGAUAUUAUUGGUAUUAUUGGUGAGGGAACAUAUGGACAAGUAUAUAAAGCCAAGGACAAGGAUACAGGUGAAUUGGUGGCUUUGAAAAAAGUAAGGCUGGACAAUGAAAAGGAAGGCUUCCCUAUUACAGCUAUCCGUGAAAUCAAGAUUCUCAGACAGUUGAUUCAUCGGAGUGUUGUCAACAUGAAGGAAAUUGUUACAGACAAACAAGAUGCACUGGAUUUCAAGAAGGACAAAGGUGCCUUUUAUCUUGUAUUUGAAUAUAUGGACCAUGAUCUCAUGGGAUUGCUAGAAUCUGGGUUGGUGCAUUUCUCAGAGGACCAUAUCAAAUCAUUCAUGAAGCAGUUGAUGGAAGGACUGGACUAUUGUCACAAAAAAAACUUUCUUCAUCGAGAUAUCAAAUGUUCCAAUAUCUUAUUAAACAACAGUGGGCAAAUCAAGCUGGCUGACUUCGGUCUUGCCCGACUUUACAGUUCAGAAGAAAGCCGUCCAUAUACCAAUAAAGUCAUUACGUUAUGGUAUCGACCACCAGAGUUGCUGCUAGGCGAGGAGCGUUACACACCAGCUAUAGAUGUCUGGAGCUGUGGUUGCAUCCUUGGGGAACUGUUUACAAAGAAACCUAUUUUUCAAGCUAAUCUUGAGUUGUCCCAGCUUGAAUUAAUCAGCCGUCUUUGUGGGAGUCCGUGUCCAGCUGCAUGGCCAGAUGUCAUCAAACUCCCCUACUUCAACACCAUGAAACCUAAGAAACAAUAUCGUAGGCGCCUGCGGGAGGAGUUUUCUUUCAUUCCUUCUGCUGCCCUUGACUUGUUAGACCAUAUGCUAACCCUGGACCCUAAUAAACGAUGUACAGCAGAGCAAGCCUUGCAGAGUGAUUUCCUAAAGGAUGUUGAUAUCAGCAAGAUGGAUCCUCCAGAUCUCCCUCAUUGGCAGGAUUGUCAUGAACUCUGGAGUAAGAAACGCCGGCGGCAACGGCAAAGUGGGAUUGUGGUGGAGGAGCCCCCUUUGGCAAAGGUUUCCCGGAAGGACACAGCCUCUGUAAUAAGCACUGAAGCCAUCAAGAAUCAUAGCAGCCCAAUACCCUCCCAGCCUGCUCAGAUCAAAACACAACCUGGUGCUGGAGACUCAUUUGCAGGUCUUGGUGACAUCACACAGCAGCUGAAUCAGAGUGAGCUGGCUGUCUUACUGAACUUGUUGCAGAGCCAGACAGACCUAAGUAUUCCACAGAUGGCCCAGCUACUCAACAUUCAUUCAAACCCUGAGAUGCAGCAACAGCUAGAGGCCCUUAACCAGUCUAUCAAUGCACUCAAUGAAGCCACCACCACUCAGCAACUGCAGGAUUCCCAGAAAGUGCCUGAAGAGGAAAGUGCUGUUGAGGAACCACCCCCACCAAUCCGUCCCUCUGAGGAACAACCCACUCCUGAAGCAGUAGGCACUCAGGGAGACAUGCAAAGCGUUCUGGCAGUUUUGCUGAGCCAACUAAUUAAAACCCAAGAGCCUGCAACAAAUACAGAGCAGAAUAGCAGUGAGAAGAACAGCGAUCUACGGGGGCCACGGAAAACCCCCACUUUGCCUCAGGAGGAAACUGCAGAGACCAGGGAAGGAGGCUCAGAUCUUGAAAUUUCUGACCAGACCCUGAAGGCUGAAAGAACACAGCUUGUGGAAGGCCUCCAAGUUAAAUUCUGGAUAUUGGUUAAAAGAUGUCUACUUCAGCCCAGGAAACAGCCCAGGAAGCACGCUCUUCAGGGAGAGGAGAAACAAAGUGUGGAAGGAAUGGGAAAAAAACUGGCCAACUCAUGACUUUUUGCCCAAUCAGAUGGCAACUUUUUUUGGUUGAAGGGUGAGGAAUUUAACAUUUGCACUGGUUCUUCAAAGAAGACAUGAUUGGCCUGCAGGCACAGGGAAGCCUUGGCACGGGUUCCAACUUUUUCUUCACUCUUCCCCCGCUGCCAAGCGGCAUCAACACAAAAUUGCCAUUUUCCCCAGCUCUCUAUGGAGCAAUCUUGAAAAGCAGUAAGGUGUGACGCCGAAGGACUGCCAACUCGGCAGCAGUGCCUGCGGAAAAACCGCAGAAUGGAGGCAGAGAAAUAGGAUGGUGGUGGGUGCUGGUUUUUUUUUUUCCUACUGGCGCGUGGAGUGAUUGGGAGGAGGGGUGGCAAAGAAGGGGGGUUGAAAGAGGAAAAAAUAACGUAGCAGCUGUCGGCCUAAUUCCACUAACACUCUGCUUGUGGUCAUAUUAGAAAAACAGAUUAUACUCCUUUGUGGCACUCAUUUAUUCCUGACAUACGUUAACAUUCUAUAUCUUAAUUCUGCCUGCCUUUAGUUUGACCAGUGGACUUUGGGGCCAGGUUUUUUUCCCCAUGAAAUAUAUUGAGGAAUAUGGAAAGCAAAAAAGAAAUACCUGUUUUUUUUCUUCUUCUUCUGUCAUUAUACUUCAUAAACCGUUGAAUUCAUUUGACAAUAAGAGUUCUGAAUAGGUAACUGUCAGGACUAUUUUAUCUAAAUGCACCACUUAUCAAACUCACCUCCAUAGCCACAGAUAUGGUGAUAGUUCCUAGCUUUAAUGGGAGAUAAGUAUCAUGGAUAAAAGUCCCUGAUGGUUACAAGUGGCUACAGGCAAUUUUCCCCAUUUCUGCCCUAUAGAUGUAUUUGGACUACAACUCCCAGAAUUUCUAGAGUUGGAAAUAUUCCUGAAUGCCUUUACUUCAGGGCAAGGCUAUUGACUUUUGUAGCCCAAAGCUUAUGAUCUAAAGUCACAUUUCUGAAGCUAAGCAGGCUUAAUUAUGCUCAAGGCUCUUAGAAGCCAUCACAUGGCAUCCUGGACUUCAUUUUGAGAGGAUGGCUGAAUGUAGAAAAAUGCAAUGAAUACAUGACUCACAAAUGGAUCCAAGCCAAACGUACAGCUCGUGAAAACACCUUUGGAUAAAAUAUCAAAUAUAAGCUGGCAAGAAUGAUAGCUAGCUGAGUGUAUCCUCUGAUGCACAGUGGAUAGGUGAAGAACCUUAUCCAACUCACCCAAUUUCCUCAAGUCUGCCAAUGGUUGUGUUAAAAAAAUGCCCCUCAAGCAAAAUGUUAUUCUCCCAAGUAAAUCUUGCCUCUAUCUCCAGCCAGUUUCCUAAGGAAAUAUCAAGCAGCAGAACACCUCUGUGUAUGUAUUGAAUGUUCAUUUGAUGGGAUUCAGUAUAAGUGUUUUGCCCUUUAUACGUCUUUCCCCUCACUGCUUGAAAAGGGACAUUUACAUCCAAUGUUGGUGCAUCCCCUUCCCUCAAUAAAUACAUCACUCUGUUCUGACCAAGUGGCCCAGAGGAUCAUGUCUGAUCAUGUCAGGCAGCUUAAUAAUGCAUGUGGGCCCAUACUUAACACAAAUCAGGUGCUUCUUGGUACUCUCUUCUUAUCCUCUGGUAAUAAUCUCUGCUUUAGUUUCUCCAUUGAUGUUUUAAAAUAAGCAUGGUUCACAAUCAGAGAUGGAAAAUGAUGGGAAACAAAGUUCUUCCUACUUGAUCACUCACUCACUGAUCACCUCAACCCUUGAUCUUCCAUCUUCAGGGUUACAACUUCACUAUUUUUACAGGUAGUCCUUGUUUAGCAACCACAAUUAGGAUCAGCAACUUGCUCAUUGAGUGAAAUGGUUGCUAAAUGAAUCUGUGACUGUGCUUACAAUCCCAUUUCAGCUUUGCUUCAUAUAUCUGCAAAGUUUGGUCACAAAGUUUCUUUUUCAUCACUACCACUGCAAAUGGUCACUAAAUGAGGUAGUUGCUAAACAAGGGCUAACAGUAUUUAGCCUUCCUGGGGCAUGCACAUCUUCAGCUUUCUUCUCUCUUUUGCUUCCUAAAGCAUCUGACAAUGGUUUCUUCUGGCCCCAAACAAGAGCCAUUCCAAACUGAACCAGAAGUUUCCUCCAUUCACUUUAGAGCAGGGGUGUCAAACUGCUGGCCCGCGGGCCGGUUUCAUCAUAUUGGAGCCGCGCCCACCACAUUGCCAGCAAUGGCAAAAAAGCUCCAAUACGUUGUGCGACAUCACAUGACGUCACGAGUUUGACAUGUCUGCUUUAGAGAAACUUCAGUUUCCCCUUCCACACACACAGAUCCUCCCACACCCAUCAUGAGGCAGGGAGAAGGAAGGGAGAAUUUCACAAACACAGAAAUGCAUAUUUAGAGACAUGAAGAUACAAUAACACAUACACACCCUAACCCCAGGUUACUUUACAUGGAAUUGGGGCUGAAUAACAUGUACUGCCAAUAGAAGAAAUAUCUGGCAAAACAUAGGUCUGCAUUUCAUACAGCUCCAUCAGACAGCUGCAAAUUUCUGCACCUAGCCUUUUACAUAAGAGAACAGAUCUUUGUUCAGAUCAGCUUAAAAUUUGCAGGUAGGUCCAAAAUACAGAAGGGAGGCAGGAUUGUUUGCUUCUAUUUUAGUUUUGAGCGUGCCUUAAAUGAGAGAUCUCGAACACAUAGUAUACUGCCAAUAUAUUAAUUAUUUUCUGAAGGUCAGUUUUCUAUGCCCUAAAGACUUGUUUUACCCGAUCUAUCAACAUUUCUUCUGUCCCUUCCACCUGCCUACCUGCCUACCUUUUAUAAUCAAGUGAGAUUUGAAGUCAGGUUCUCAAAGUUGUAUUCCUUAGUCUUAGUCCAAGCUGGCAUUUAAACUUAUUCUUCUGCAGGAUCAUAUUUGAAUUGCCUUUUGACAGUAACUCAAGACAGUGUGUGACUCUGAAUGAAUUGCACGUAUAUAGCGAAUAGCCAGCUAAAACCCUAACAGCUGCAUUGCUCAUGGGAGAUUUAACUUACGGUGUGUGUGUGUGUGUGUGUGUGUGUGUGUGUGUGCGCGCGCGCGCGCGCACGCGCAUCUGUGUGUGUGUGUGUAUGCAUGUGCGUAUUUCAUAGCUAAGUUGUUAGGAGAAUGGGAUGAACAGAUAUAUCUUUCCCUCAAAUAUUUGCUAGUGCAGGGUCCAGUUCAUUUAAAUCCUUCCUUCCAGUAGUAUAAUGCCCUCUUCUUUAUAAAUAUAAUAACUGGAGAUUCCAUAUUUCUAUAUGCACAGUCUGUUUUCAACUUAUUUGAUACAUGCAUCUCUCCUUCCUUAUAUGUUCAGUUCAGAAUCUCUAGUGUACAUUUUUUUUCUUUUUCUUUUUUUCAUUCAGAGACCUUGUCACCCUUAGGGGAAGCCAAGAGAUCCCUCCCUAUUCAAUAAACAGCAAAGUGGCAAGUGAAGGCCCUGCAGUAUCUCAUGGAAAACAUAGAUCUCCAGGGUUCAGUGUUGUCUAGAACAUUGAAUGAUGUGGUUUUUCAGACAAUGUUGAAAGAGAUUUUGGGAGUUUACUUUUUAGUGUUAUUGACGCAACUUUCUGUUUAGAUUAAUUAUUGUAUAUUAUAUAUUUAUAAGCCAACAAAGUUCUUGAACUUUGUUGAAGAAAAUAAUAUGAUACAUAUUACUAACAAAUGAAUAAAGAUACAGCUUCUUGGAUAACAAUCUGAAUUAUUCCCAAGUAUGCUUCCUCCACUAGGAAAAAUCUAAAAAUUCUUUGCUGCCAUCUAAUGGUUGUUUUGAUUUGUGCACUUCAAAUCCAGUAGAACUACAUCCACAUCUCUUCAUUUUCACUCUCUUCAAAUAUUCUUUUGAAGGAUCAUGGCAGAGCUGUUUAUGUAACCUCAAAUCUCUUUUUUUUCUCCCUCUGAUCUCAACUUCCUACCAUUUUGAACUGAGGAGCACAGGACCUUUGCAGAAUAAGUUCUAUAAAGAUCUGAUUAAUAAUGUUAAUGAGAAAAACCCCAACCUCACUCUAUCAGAAAAAAGAAAACCCCAGCUUUGUCCAAGUAUGUGAUGCAGUCCUCUCCACUUGACUCCAUUACUUACCCAUUGUAGCUGCAUUCCCUCUCCCCAUCUAAUAAGUGAGCCUUAGUUCUGACCUAAGUGAUUUGUAAAUACAUACAUCAGCAACUACCACAGAAAACAGACAGCAUGCAGUUCGCAUACCUUUCAAAAAACCAAGCAGUAUAAGUUAUUCCUUCCCAGAUCCAUUACAUGCAGUUGUGGUGCUUCACUGCCAUUUUCUAAUUCUACCUUAUGGAGCUGAUGCAGUGAGGGUUUUUUUUUUCUUAAAAAAAAAGGUAUUUGGGGCAUGCCUUACAUAAUUAUGCGGAAAGGCUCAGAAGGACCUUUGUACCCAGCUUUGAGGGUGGUAUUGAAUUCUGGGCAACUUUUCCAAGCACAUUUCCCAUCAGGUUGCCAGCACACUGCAUUCUCUGAUUGUCCUGUGCUGAGACCUGUUGCUUAGCAACAAUCAGUACAUUCAUCUUUAAUAAAUUGCUGGCACCAUGAUGGCAAAGAAUGUAGGGAGGGGGAGAGUGGAGAGUUUGAUGGGUGACUUUUAUUUUUUUUUUUAAGGGAACACCAUGUGGUUUGCAGAAAUGAAAGGGGAAGAAAAGAUUAAAACAUUUUAAAAAUGCAAUCUGUUCACAUGGACUAGCCCAGAUUGAGUCAGCCCAUGGAUGAGAAUAAGUUUUCACUAGCUACAUGAGAAUAGCUACUCAUAAACAUGUGAUAUGUGUAUUGUGCAUAUAUAUAAAAGAGCGGGGUGGUGGUUGUUGAGGUGUGAUGCUCCAAACUGUGUUUUACAUUUGGAGUUAGAAACUAUGGUGGGUGCUAGCCAUGCAACCAACUCAACCAGCAGAAAGCCAAUAUUAAAAGACUGAAAUAGUGUUCACUGGCAAAUAUACCUACUUCAACAGCUCAGUCCAGAGAAUAUGAGAAAACCUAUAUGGAAAAAAUGCUGAAGGAUAGAAUCAUAGAAUCAAAGCUGGAAGAGAUCAUGUAGGUGAGCGUGUCCCAAACCUGGGUAAAUUACUCAAAGUUGGAUAAAAGUGGUUUUUCUUUGAGUAUUGAUAUCCAAACCAAUUACCCAUCACAACAGGGACAUUUAAAUUGAUUUAAAGAUUGCCACGUGUACUAAAAUAUAUUCAAAAAUCUUCCAAAUAUUCCUAUUAAGUUAAAAAUUGGUGAAAUUAUCAACAAUAAUUUGUUGAAAUGAUAGUUAAGAUCAUUGAUUGAUAUUGUUUUUAUAAUACAGGUAGUCUUUGAGUUAUGAUCAUUUAUUCAAUGACCAUUCAAAAUUAUGACAUUACUGAAAGAAGGGAUUUAAUUUAAGACUUAUCAAAGUUAGAUAAGACUUUCUUUCAUUUUGGUAAUGAAGGAAAAAAAUUGGGAAACAUUGAUUUAGGCCAUCAAAAUUUCUGAACUAUUUCUUUUCAUGAUUUGAAAGUUAUACUUCUUAUGAUGUAAUAUAAAUUGUGUUUGCCAUUUUAAUCAGAAUUAGGAGGAAGGGUAUGUAUUAAAUGUGUUUAAUGCUUUGAGUUAUUUAUAAAAAAUAAUAAAUGCAGGAUAAAAUAAAUAAAUAAAUAUAAUAUCACAAUGGUGCUCUUAUUCAGCCCGCUACAUAGAAAUUCAUGUUUUUUUCUUUAUCUUAUAUAGUUGAAUCUUGCUGCUAUUACCUCAGACUCCUCUUUUUCAGGAAAGAACAGAAAGAAGUUCAUGGAAAUUACCAUCCAUUUUAAAUUUGAAGUCUGUCAAUUUGGAAGAAAGAAACAUCAGCUCAACUUGACUUCUCCAUAAUACUGGCAUCUGCAUGUGGACAUUUUGGUGUCUAUUUUUAUAACGAGGCAAACCAAAAACCAUUUUUUUUAAAAUAGAAACUCUUAUUAUAGAAAGAUUGAACACUAAUUGCUAAUUGCUGAGAACAACAGUUUAAUUUUGAGCAAACUCUGAUCUUGACAUUCUGUCUCUUUAACUCUUGGAACGUUUGAUUGUACUUUGGACUGUUCUCUUGAAUUUGUACUCUUUUUUUUGCCUUAAUGACUCUAAUCUGUUUAGCUCUUUAAAUUUACAUUUGGCUACUAAUAUUUGCUAGAUGGUUUACAACAUCUUCUGAAUUUGACCCUGGACUUCGCUAAUUCCAAUAGACACAAUAAAAUUAUCCCUAAUAAAAAACAGUAGAAGGAAACAUUUUUCACAUAUUUCUUACUGAUGAUUUAUGGAAAAAGUAUAGGUGAUUGGGUUCAAACAGCUAAACCAGAAGUCAUGGUUUACAAACAGAUUUCAUGUACUAGGCUAAGGCACACAUUUGGAGGGAAAAAUCACAUUAUAGCUUAGUAAUUCGAGAAGCCAGUCUGUGUCUGAUUUUAACAUAAACAGCUGCUGGAGCUUAAAUGGACCACAGACCUGGAAGCCCUGUUCUGGUUUGAUGUAACCUAGUUUUAUCUACAUAAAUAUUAGAGAAGAGCCACAAGAAUUCUGCAUUGACCUCUUUGUUACAAAAUAGACUGCUGAGUAUAUUGCAUAAUGUUUUACAUGGUUUUUCUUCCUACAAGAGAAUCAUGCUUUGAAUUUUCAGUGCUAGUUGGAGAUAAAAGGAGAUAAUGUCCUACGCAAGGACACCAAUUUUCAUCCUAGUAUCUCAGUGUUUUAUUAUUGAUGUGUCUACAGCUAGAAACUAUUUAUUUGAUUUGCAAGGCUUAACCCACCCAUUUGCCCCUUCACUCUGUGGGUUUAAAAAGGGGUUUGGGGGGCACUUCCAUGUAGCCUGUCAUUGUACCUCUUCUCCCUGAACAUAGUAGCAAUACGGUUUAUUUGAGUCUGGCUUAAUGUUUUAUGUAAAUUCAGCUUCUAGAUGUGCACACCAUGGCUUAUGGUUGUGUUGUAAGAACCCAGCUAGUUAAUUCCUAUUCAAUAAACUAGAGUUAGGAUGAAGCCAACUGUGUUUUAGUGGAAUAUGUAAACCCAAGCUUUAUGUUAGAGGAUUUUUUUCUGCCACACAGGUUGAUAAUUAUGAUGACUGUUGUUUUUAAUUAGCUAUUUUAUUUGCAUUAUAUAGUUCAAUUGGAUUCUAAAGGUGGCAUAUAUACAAAUGUUUUAAAUUGCAUAAGUAAUCAUCAGAAUUAUUCCAAUUACAGACAAACAAAAACAAAAACUUGUAAAUGAAAUAACAAAUGAGCUAGUUAAACCAAAGACCUCAUUUUGUUCAGUCAACUGUUUGUUGAGUAUCACAGUAAGGAUAAUGUUAUUUUUCAGAAAGUUUUAUAGUUCAGCUGCCAAAAUUAAUUCAAUAUUUUAAAAAGAAAGUAGGAGAGAUUUGAACAAAUGAAGAUAGAAUGGCAGACUUCUCAAUCAAAUUUUUCUAUAGCAGUCCAAACCACAUGUUUUAGUUAAAGGUUUUAUAUACAUUUAAGUGGAGCAUUACAGUUUAACCUAGCCAGUUUAAGAAGUUCAUGUAAUGAACUAGGAUUUGAUAUUGAUUUUAUUCCAAUCUUAUAAGAAACAUUAGCUUAGAGUUCCCCAAUAAGAAUAUAAGGAAGGACUGUGAUUAGGGCAGGAAGGGAUAUUCAAGGAAGAAAUCUGUAGAAAGUGGUCCUCAACUCAGGUUUUGUAAAACUUGAUUUAUUAUUAAAUCUUGGACAAAUAUUCCAAAUGACGCCACUCAUUCAAAAGUUCUUUGAGUUGUGUGCAUAAAGUUAAUUUACUUAUGAAUGCUGUGCCAUAUGUAAAUAAUGUUACUUUUAAUUCCCAUUGUUUUAAUUUGUAAUAAAAUAGAUUACAAAAUAAUA
This is a messenger RNA of Crotalus tigris (Tiger rattlesnake), 12776 nucleotides long. RefSeq names its product cyclin dependent kinase 12 (gene CDK12). NCBI's taxonomy places the organism in Eukaryota, Metazoa, Chordata, Lepidosauria, Squamata, Viperidae. Gene Ontology annotation, cellular component: nucleus; cyclin/CDK positive transcription elongation factor complex. The transcript is spliced from 17 exons. Gene Ontology annotation, molecular function: RNA polymerase II CTD heptapeptide repeat kinase activity; cyclin-dependent protein serine/threonine kinase activity; ATP binding. The coding region runs from base 1008 to 4982 and encodes 1324 amino acids. The record is from RefSeq and is a predicted model, not a curated record. Gene Ontology annotation, biological process: positive regulation of transcription elongation by RNA polymerase II; transcription elongation by RNA polymerase II; protein phosphorylation.